ACAGAAACGAGUGGAAGGUGGAAGUCAGAUUAGCUCCUCUGACUAGCUUUUGUGACACCGACUAGCAUAAAAAAAGACUGUUGUGACUGUAAAGCUUACAUGUACAAACUAGAAGACUUAGCUUCGACAGCGUAUUGCGGCAGUAAGGCGACUUGCUGAGGAAGAUGUAUCUACUUUCCUCCGGGCAUGAUAAGUAAAGAUAGCUAGCGGUAGCAGGCAGCAAGUCCCUCCUCAGCGUGUAGCCAGUCAGCUACUUCGGCAGGAUCUGUUUUUCCAGCGGUUCUGCAGAUUGUCUUAUAAACAUGCCUAUCCAACUGACGAGCCAGGCUUACUGUAAAAUGCUUUUACACGCUGCCAAGUAUCCUCACUGCGCCGUGAAUGGAUUGCUAGUAGCAGAAAAGACGAAGGAGAAAAAGAAAGACAGCCAUAGUGAUCCAGUCUUGUGUGUGGAUUGUGUGCCGCUGUUUCACGGUACUUUGGCUCUGGCACCUAUGCUAGAAGUAGCUUUAACACUGAUCGAUACUUGGUGUAAAGAAAAUAAUUAUGUCAUUGCUGGAUAUUAUCAAGCCAAUGAACGCACAAAGGAUUCAAGACCCAACCAAGUAGCAGAAAAAGUGGCUGCCAGGAUUUGUGAGAACUUCAGCGAAGCAGCAAUUGUUAUGGUGGACAACAGCAGAUUAACAAUUAGCUGUUUUGAGCCCAUUGUGCUUAUCUAUGAUCAUCAUGAAAACAAGUGGAAAAACAGAGAAGUAACUUCUGAAUCUUUUGAGGACUGGAGCGAAGCACAGAAGAUCACAUCUGCUCUGUUAGAGGGCAGGUCCUACGAGAACUUGAUUGACUUUGACAAUCACUUGGAUGAUCUAAGGAACGACUGGACCAACCCUGUGAUCAACAAGUCCGUCCUGGAUCUGUGCUAAGACCCUCAGUCAGGAGUACCCUAGACACAUACACAAAUAUUGCUGCCAAUUCAGCAUGCAUGAUGCUACUUACCGUGUAGCACAGGAGUACAAAAAUGCUGAACAUGUCAUCUUUGUUCCAUCAUUUGUUCCCAUACUGAUGGGAACUUGUGGAACGCUGACCAGUUUGGCCAAAAUCUCUCAAGGGCAAGCACCAUAUGUGCACUGCUGGCAUGUGUCCACCUUUACAAGGUGAUACUGAGGUGGUGGAGGCAAUUAUGUUUUUGAAUGCAACUUAAAUGCUUUUUUUUCUGCAAUGGUUUGUGUUUAUUCAUAGUUGUGUGCAUAAAUUCUAGAGUAUUUGAUCUAUUUUUUUCUCUUAAAUUUUACAGCCAGUAGCCAUAUACAGAGAUCAAGUCCUAAAUUAUUUUAAAAAAUGUAGAUGAUUGUACUACUGAGAUAUGAUAUAAAUAUAUGUUCUUUAUUAACUUUUCUAGUUUGUCCUGAAACAAAAUUCAGUUUAAUUAUAAAAACAACAUAGAACAUAUAGGUGACAUAGAAUCAGAGAGACAAGAAUCUUAAAAGUUUUGUCUUAUCAGACUGUGUAAGUCCUUCUGUCGAUGCCCCAGCAAUGACAAAGGGAUGAUUGAAAUUAUAUAUGCUUACAUUAACAUUUCCUAUGAUGCAUGUGUCCUGUUAAUUGUCACUGCUGCGCUUCAGAAUGUCAUCCUGGAUGAUAUACAUGUUGGCAUAUUGGCUUCUGAUUGUUGCUCUAGAAGAUUUGCUGAGAAAUCUACACAGAAUCAGAUCACAGGAAUGUGUGAAUCUUGUUCUAUGUCGGAUAUAUGUUUUAAGAAUUAGGUAAUAGAACUUAUUUAUACUUAAUUGACCACUCUAAAUCCAACUUUUUAAUAGGUAAUGUUAAACAAGUGAAAUGCAUAUUGAGAGGAUACAGAACUGCCUUUGUAUUUGAGAUUAGAAUUCAUCAAUAAGAGCUAAUUACUUAAAUAGUUGUGGACAGCACAUUUUUUACAGAAACUUUAUGAACUGAAUGUACAAUGAAACCAAUUUUUGAAAUGGUCUUUGUCAGACUCAUUUUAUGUAAUUUAGAAAAUCAUUUUGCUCAAUGUCUUAUACCACUGCCUUGACAGUAAUGUUGAUAAAAGUUUGAAAACAAUCACUUA
Messenger RNA from Seriola aureovittata, 2080 nucleotides. It is a transcript of the gene emc8, whose product is annotated as ER membrane protein complex subunit 8. The coding region runs from base 303 to 917 and encodes 204 amino acids. The transcript has 5 exons. Gene Ontology annotation, cellular component: EMC complex. The record is from RefSeq and is a predicted model, not a curated record. Lineage: Eukaryota; Metazoa; Chordata; Actinopteri; Carangiformes; Carangidae.